AUGUUAACGCAGGUUGAGGAAUGCUAUGUUAACAGCACAUCGAUAGCAGAACGAAUCUCAUUUGAGGGCAAGAGAAUACCUGGAGAGCAAGGGCAAGAGAAUAUACCUGGAGAGCAAGGGCAAGGGUUGCUGGCUGUGAAAGUAAGAAGAGAACGAAGCGGAGAAAAAUGGUGGGAGGAAGCUAAAGAGGAAAGGUUGUGGAGCUUUGAAUUUGAGAAAAUAAAGGUUUUGAGGGUUAAGGGUUGGUCACCAACGCUGUUGGGAUACAGUGCUCAAGGUGCUUUCAAAUAUGGUUUCUACGACAUCGUCAUGAAGUACUAUUCCGAUAUCGUUGGACAUAUAUACGCAACCAAAUACAAAACACUCAUAUAUCUCGCUUGUGUUGCAUCAAUCGAGUUGAUUGUUUGUGUGGCUCUUUGCCCCAUGGAAGCUGUCAAAGUCCGAGUGCAAACUCAACCCGAAUUUGCACGAGGUUUAUCGGAUGGAUUACUGAAGAUCGUGAAAGCUGAAGGUGUUGUCGGGUUGUACAAAGGAAUUGUUCCUCUUUGGGGUCGAGAAAUUCCUUGUAAGUCAGCUAACUUUAUUUUUGUUUUGCUCGAUAUAAAUAUGUGUUUGGUAUAA
Molecule: messenger RNA, 621 nt
Organism: Hibiscus syriacus
Lineage: Eukaryota; Viridiplantae; Streptophyta; Magnoliopsida; Malvales; Malvaceae
Product: mitochondrial phosphate carrier protein 2, mitochondrial-like
Exons: 4
Coding region: 1-621 (206 amino acids)
Biological process (GO): mitochondrial phosphate ion transmembrane transport
Cellular component (GO): mitochondrial inner membrane
Molecular function (GO): phosphate transmembrane transporter activity
Source: RefSeq, a predicted model, not a curated record